Sodiomyces alkalinus F11 is the source of this 2070-nucleotide messenger RNA. Its product is annotated as ichthyin. The coding region runs from base 410 to 1618 and encodes 402 amino acids. The record is from RefSeq and is a predicted model, not a curated record. Gene Ontology annotation, biological process: magnesium ion transport. NCBI's taxonomy places the organism in Eukaryota, Fungi, Ascomycota, Sordariomycetes, Glomerellales, Plectosphaerellaceae. The transcript has 7 exons. Gene Ontology annotation, molecular function: magnesium ion transmembrane transporter activity. Gene Ontology annotation, cellular component: membrane.
UCCUCCACCUCUGAAAACCCCCCUCGAUAAGAGCCGGUUGCCUUUCUUGGACGCCCUCUGCGACUUGCCGAUUGUUCCGACAUUGAGCUCUCUUCCUCGGCGGCGCUUCGAAUCUUAAACUUGCAAACGAUUUUCGACUUGUUUGCACUCCGUAUUCAUAUCCGAACGAAACCGAUUUGGUCGCCAAUUGAGAAUCCAUGAUUCCGUUUUGACGACGGUCCUUCUCCCUCUCGCUCUCGCUAUCCGCCCACACAUCAUACUCUCGCCUGGCGCGAGCCUCGCCGAGUCCUCUACGACCACAACACUCGCUCUGCCACCAAUCUACGAGGCCUCCAUAAUCGCGCACCCCCAACUCAAACUCCCACCGUCACUUUCGCGCAGUCCUGGCUGUGCUGUUCUUUCGUCCGUCAUGAUGCUCGAGGAGAAAUACAUCGGCCUGGCGCUGGCCAUGUCAUCCAGUUUAGCUAUCGGUGUGAGCUUCGUGAUCACCAAAAAGGGUCUGCUGCAUGCGGAAGAACGUCACGGGUUUGAAGGUGACGGCUUUGUGUAUCUAAAGAGCCCCAUCUGGUGGGCCGGCAUCGCAACACUGGUCGUUGGGGAGAUAUGCAACUUUGCGGCGUAUGCUUUUGCGCCAGCGAUUCUCGUAACACCAUUAGGUGCGCUCUCGGUUUUGAUCGGCGCCGUGCUUGGAUCAUACUUUCUCAACGAGCAUUUGGGCACGUUGGGCAGACUCGGAAGUGCCAUCUGCCUCAUCGGUGCCGUCAUCAUCGUGCUCCACGCACCCCCCGACGAGGAAAUCGAGACGAUCGACCAGAUCUUGCACUACGCCAUUCAGCCAGGUUUUCUCCUUUACAUGACCGUUGUUACCAUCUUCGCCGUCGUCAUGAUCUACAAAAUUGCCCCUCUCCACGGGAGGAAGAACGCCCUGAUCUACUUGUCGAUCUGCUCGACGGUGGGAUCGAUAUCUGUCAUGUCGGUCAAGGCGUUCGGUAUCGCCCUGAAGCUCACGAUGGCUGGGAAUAACCAGUUCUCGCACCCUUCCACCUAUGUUUUCAUGAUCUUGACCACGGUCUGCAUCUUGACACAGAUGAACUAUUUCAACAAGGCUCUCGCGCACUUCCCCACCAACAUUGUCAAUCCCCUCUACUACGUGACAUUCACCACAGCAACGCUGUGUGCGUCCUUCAUCCUCUUCAGCGGAUUCAACACCACCGACGUCGUCACCACCUUGUCUCUCCUCUGUGGCUUCUUGGUCACGUUCACCGGAGUCUACCUUCUAAAUCUCUCGCGGUCAGAUCCGUACGGCCAUAAAAUGAUUUCUGGCCAAGGAGGCCCCGACGCCACAGGGACGGACAUGGUAUCCAGCAUCCAAACGCGUCUGAGCUUGCAAGCAAGGCGCAGCACCGACCCCAGGCACAGCAUGAGCAGCCACCACGGAGACACCACCGGCCUCAUGAGAGCGUACGAUGAAGAAGCCGGUGCCGAGUUCGGGCUGACAGAUCUUGCCGAGGAUAGCGAUGAAGAUAGCACGGGUCGCCCGAACGGCCGAGCAAACGGAAAGUCAAAAUCCCAUGAGGAGGGCAUCGAGAUGCAGACACGCCGCUCGCACGACAGGUAACCCGUUUCCUCGCUCCUGUGGGCCUUACGCCCUUCUCGCUUCCUUGUUCUGGGUCGGGCAGGGGGGAUUUCGGGUGGUUGGCUGUCUUUCUCAAUGGCGCUCGCUAUCCUUUCUCCCACGAAGGUCCGAUUUGACGUUUGCAUGUUUUCCGGGAAGAGAUCAUUGGAAGAUCAAACCGCGGGUCUCUGGCUGAGCGGCGCAGGGUUGAAUUUCACGAGACACAUGCCUUGCAAGGGAUUCUGGGGGAGGUUCAACGAUUGUCGGCCCCAGGCCUGGGAACUUUAACGAGGGGAAAAGAUGCAGGGAUCUAUUUCGUCUGGUUACUCUCCCGACUUGGCAUUAUAUAUAACCACGGACUCGGUGUUUGGCGUGUAAUGGGGGAGGCUUGAUUCAUCAGAAACCAUUUGGUUUUACUGCUCUUUUCUCUUUCUGCUUUUGCUUCUGCUUCUGCU